GACGGAAUGAACAAGAUUGCUUGCGCUGUGGCUUGGCUGUGGCGCGGCCAAUUGCACGGGAUUGUCCUCACGCCGACACGUGCACAGCCACGUGGUCAUGGUUGCGUCCCGAUAUGGCAGUCGUCAUGCGGAUCGGUUGAUGCUAACCAGGAACGGCCACCAGACAGAUACCGGGGUUUCAUACCCGGCUGGUGUAGGUCAACAGGACUUUUCCGUCCCCGCUCUCUUCUAUCUGUCUGCCAAUUUCAGCCGCAAUGGCCCCAGGACAAACAACACCCUUCACAGUCGCGCUCAUUACCGGAGCUGCGCAGGGAAUAGGACGGGAGAUUGCCCUCAGGCUCGCGGACGAUGGCUUUCAUGUAGCCAUCAACGAUAUUCCGAGCAAUGCAGAUGCUUUGCACUCCGUGGCGAAGGAGGUUGAAGCCAAGGGACGCAAGGCCCUUGCCGUUCUCGGCGAUGUCUCCGAAGAGGCAGCUGUCAAAAGCAUGGUCGAGAAGACGGUAGAGGUUCUCGGUCGACUAGACGUCAUGGUCGCCAAUGCUGCUAUAGCGUACAUUAGCGCCAUUGUUGACAUGGAUGUAGAGAAGUUUGACCGCGCACUGGCCGUAAACGUCAGAGGGGCCAUGCUUUGCUAUAAGUAUGCGGCAAGGCAGAUGAUCAAACAAGGCAACGGUGGGCGGAUCCUUGGAGCGGCGUCGAUCCUCGGAAAGCGCGGUGGACCUGCAGCUGCCGCAUACGUCGCACCGAAGUUCGCAAUCAGAGGUCUCACGCAGUGUCUCGCGAUCGAACUCAAGGCUCACCACAUCACGGCCAACACGUACGCUCCCGGCGUAAUCCUUACCCCCAUGACUGACAUGGGCGCUCUGGACGAAGCCAAGGGUGGCGGUCACGGUGCUGCCACGAAGUGGGUGUGUGGGCUUCCGCCGGACGGCCCGGAUGCUCCCCCGGAGGUCGUGGCUAGCCUCGUGUCGUAUCUGGUUAAGUCGGAGGCGUACUUUAUCACGGGUCAAUCCUACAAUGUUGAUGGCGGUGUCGACUUCAGCUAAGCAUUAGUUUAUCCUCCUGCGACUUCUUUAUGGAUGUGCUUAUAGCUGUACAUUAUCCUAACCACCGUGUCCGGCCACAUUGGCCUGCGGUUGUAUCUGUAUAUAUUGGAAGAACGAACAUCGAUACGUGAAUGCUAUCUACAUAGCGAUCGGCUCCAGACACGAGACG
Molecule: messenger RNA, 1215 nt
Organism: Rhodofomes roseus
Lineage: Eukaryota; Fungi; Basidiomycota; Agaricomycetes; Polyporales; Fomitopsidaceae
Exons: 13
Coding region: 255-1046 (263 amino acids)
Source: RefSeq, a predicted model, not a curated record